Molecule: messenger RNA, 7401 nt
Organism: Austrofundulus limnaeus
Lineage: Eukaryota; Metazoa; Chordata; Actinopteri; Cyprinodontiformes; Rivulidae
Gene: gramd1bb
Product: GRAM domain containing 1Bb
Exons: 23
Coding region: 725-3067 (780 amino acids)
Biological process (GO): intracellular sterol transport
Cellular component (GO): plasma membrane; endoplasmic reticulum membrane; endoplasmic reticulum-plasma membrane contact site
Molecular function (GO): cholesterol binding; cholesterol transfer activity
Source: RefSeq, a predicted model, not a curated record
UCUGUUCUCCACAUAUGAGUGUAUUUAUGCAUGUGUGCACCAGCUCCAUCUUAAGAGCGAUGCUUUAAUGCAGCAGUGAAAAGGAAAAAAAAAAGCGUGCCUGCAGCAUGUAGAUAGGAACGGUGAGGAGGAGAUUUGGAAAAAGUGAUGUGGAGUAGAAGGGAGGUGGGAUGAGGGUGGUAGAGGAGUGGAGGAAAAUGAGAAGGACCACCCUCAAUGAGAAGUCAUUUUCAGGGAGCCUACCAAAGGAAGCCAUCCCACACACACACCAUGGCCAGCCAGCCAAUCAGAUCGCUCUCGUCUAGGAGCCAUCCUCCCUCGAACAGCUGCUCCAUCUAUGGCUCAGCAAAGCGUAUGUGAAGCAAGCCGGUGCACCUCUGAGUCUUUAGCCUUAGCAGUAAUCGGAUGACUGCUGACAUUUUUUUGUAGCCCAGAUACGAUAUUUUUAAUUUCUGUCCAGGCAGCACRAUCCAAUCAGCCUGAACAACCCGUUACCUGUGAGCGUUGUCUGACUCAUCAUUUUCCUUCUGACUGAUAUUGGAUGUAGAAAAUCAGGACCUUGGAGGGAUUUUUUUUCCUCUCUCUCUCUCUUUSGAGCCACAGCAAUGGAUGGUGACAAAGCAUGUCGGAAAGGGUUCUGUUUGACAUCAAAACAGCGAGACACUGAUUGAAGAGGGGCCAUGAGAGCCAGGAGAGAGGCCAGGAUGGUGUCUGCCUGUUCACCAUGCACAAACAGAAGGCCAAGCAAAAGAAGUGGAAGAAAGUGAUAUGGAAACCUCAAAGCACUGCCAGUAACUCAAACAAGAGCUCGCCCACCUGCUCACCAGUCCUGCGUAAACGUUCGCGCUCUCCCACACCGCAGAGCCAGGAGGGUGAGAACAUGGUGGAGAAGGGCUCGGACCACUCCUCUGACAAGUCCCCCUCCACGCCUGAGCAGGUCGUCCAGAGAACGUACUCGGUGCAGUCGGCGCGAAGCGGCGGAAAGAACUCCAAGUCUCACAAGCGACUUUCCAAAUAUGACAGACUAAACCUGAUUAAAAAGAGCCAAAGCUGGUACAACCAUGAAAGGCAACACAUCCUGAGAGUGCUGAGCCCGACAUACAAGCAGCGCAAUGAGGACUUCAGGAAACUCUUCAAGCAGCUCCCCGACACAGAGAGACUCAUUGUUGACUACUCAUGUGCCCUUCAGCGGGACAUCCUCCUGCAGGGACGACUCUACCUCUCCGAGAACUGGAUCUGUUUUUAUAGCAACAUCUUCCGCUGGGAAACACUGCUGACAGUCCGAUUAAAGGACAUCUGCUCGAUGACUAAAGAGAAGACUGCACGCCUCAUUCCCAAUGCCAUCCAGGUCUGCACCGACACAGAAAAGCACUUCUUUACCUCAUUUGGAGCCAGGGACAGGACAUACAUGAUGAUGUUCAGACUGUGGCAGAAUGCACUGCUUGAAAAGCCCCUGUGUCCCAAAGAACUGUGGCACUUUGUGCAUCAGUGCUACGGCAACGAGCUCGGCCUAACCAGCGACGAUGAGGACUAUGUUCCCCCUGAUGAUGACUUCAACACCAUGGGGUUCAGUGAAGAGAUUCCCAACGAAGAGAAUGAGAUAAACAAUGACAACUUGACAAAGAACAGCACGGAGCAAACCAAGCCUGAGGGGGGGAGUCCUCCUCCACUCCAUAAAAAAGUUGUCCCAAACAACUCCAUCCCAAGCCCUGGCAACCAUGACACAGCAAUCACAUUUGAACUCCCAGCAGAGGAAUUUGCAGACUGUUUACCAGACGGUGAGYUGCUAACGGUGCCUCUGGUAGUAGAGGAGAAGACCGAGACCAGCGGACUUGGUGGUCCUGUUCCCUCCCCAUCACUGGACUUUAACGACAAUGAAGACAUCCCAACAGAGCUCAGUGACUCCUCAGAAACCCAUGACGAGGGUGAGGUCCAAGCCUUCCACGAGGAUCUGAACGGCAGGCAGCAUAUCAAUGAGGUGUACAAGUUCAGCGUGGACAAACUCUAUGACAUCCUCUUCACAGAGUCUCAGUUCAUGAGUGACUUCAUGGAGCAAAGGCGAUUCUCAGAUGUUGUGUACCAUCCGUGGAAGAAGGAAGAGGCAGGAAACCAGACUCGAGUGAUCCUGUAUACCAUCUCUCUGUCCAACCCGCUGGCACCUAAAACAGCCACGGUCACUGAGACGCAGACUCUGUACAAAGCCAGUCAGGAGAGUGAGUGUUACAUCAUCGAUGCAGAGGUCAUCACGCAUGACGUGCCCUACCACGAUUACUUCUACACUCUCAACCGCUACAUGCUCACACGGGUGGCCAAGAACAAGUGUCGGUUACGGGUUUCAACAGAGCUGCGUUACAGGAAACAGCCAUGGGGGCUGGUGAAAGGCUUCAUUGAGAAAAACUUCUGGAGUGGGCUUGAAGAGAACUUCCGCCAGCUAGAGGUGGAGCUGUCGAAGCUGGAGGAGAUCAUCACGGAGGCCCACCAACUCUCUCCGAAGGCCAAGGCGGUGAAGAACUCCACGGUCAGGCGGAAAAAGAGGCCGCUCCCCCACAUGCGCAGCCAGCAUCUGGACGAGGCCCUCAGCCCUGUCACCACGCCGACAGACGAGGAAGUGAUUCAGAGGAUCAAACAAGUGGUGGGCUCCACGCAGACUAGACACCAGAGUCCAGAACACCACCACCUGCCAGGAGGCCUGGCUCUGUACAGCGUGUCCAAACUGCUGCUCAUCAUCAGCUUUGUGAUCUGUCUCAGCCUGGUCCUGCUCGUGUUCCUCAACAUGAUGCUCUUCUAUAAGCUGUGGAUGCUGGAGUACUCUGCACAAUCCCUAACGACAUGGCAAAGUCUGCGACUGCAGGAGAGUAAACUGCCUCAGACACAGAUGGAGUGGGCCCAGCUCCUGGAGGCGCAGCAGCGUUACCAUGAUGCCGAACUGCAGAAGUGGAGAGAAAUUAUUAAGUCGUCUGUGGUGCUGCUGGACCAGAUGAAAGACUCGUUGCUGAACCUCCAGCGAGGCAUUGGCUUGAGAGACUACAGCUCUGAGACCGAGGAGAAGCAGAGUCGCUAUCACUGACGCACCACCGCGAGGCCAUGAGGGCGUGCCGUGCAAUAUAGGACCAGUUCUGUUUGUGACGCAGCGAGCAGCCAGCGGCAACACAGAGGGAACACAGACGAAGACCAACGGUGAGCGGGUCCAAAGACGCGGAGAGAGGAACUGUGGUCGUUUCCAGCGCACACGAGUUCAAACGUCCCACGUGAGGGAAUAGGUGGACACACGCACACUGGAGCUGAGGUAUCCCCCAACAUCACUGAGGCAUUGUGGGAGACUUGCUCGUCCUCUAAACCCGUGGGAUAAAUGUUUCCUUCUACUGUCUUUAUUUCCAAGUGCAUCCUACUGUAAGCCAUGUCAACUGGAGAGUGGUACAGAAUAACAAAGGAACUACUGCAUGCAUGUAGACAGCCUAGCUCUCCUCAGUCAGUCAUUGUUCACGUGGUCCAGUUCCAGUCUAUGUAUGUCAAUUAACAGAAACAAAAACAAAGAACAGAAGAAGAGAUGGAGACAAAGAAAAAGGGGUMUUUUAAGUUUUAAUGACUUUUUACUCUCCUGACUGUUCCAAACUAGUCGUCCCCUCCAGGUUCUUGCUGCAGCGUCCCUUAAACGAGCCUCCAGGUCAUCAGAGGAAAACUUGGUUUCACUAAACCGAACGAGGAGCUCUACUAAUCAGUCCUCGUUUAAACCAAGUCUGCACAGUUCCAGUCAGGGCUGGUUCCCUGUCGGAACACCGCAGAAAAUUAACCUCAAACUCAACGGUCGCUACCACAGUGUUACCUUCCUGACAAUACACUAGUUCCCUUUUUUAAUAAAGUGGAAUGUAUUUGUUCAGAAAUAAAAAGGCCAUAUUUUAACCACAACCACUUAUUUAAUACGGGGACUCUGCAGCCAGACCAGGAGGGGGACAUGUAUUCUUACGUUUUAUUACUAAACUGUGAUUAAAUCUCUUUAAAAGAUGUUUUAAAUUGGAAAGAGUUCUAUGAAUAUAUUUGAAAUAUAUAGCAAUAUUUCAUUAUUUAAAAUAUAUAUUUCAAUAUAUAUAUAAACAUUGCUUAUAUUUAUUGUUAAUUUAUGUACAUACAGAAAUUAUCAGAGCUCUAGACCAGUUGAAGACUUUCUACUGAAAAGUGUUUAAUUCUAAGAAAAUGCAUGCCAGAUAUGUCUGUGACAUGUCAAGUGUGCAGCUAUAUGAUUUGCAUUCGCGCGAUUAUGUUCGCGCACGUGUGUGUGUGUGUGGGUGAAUGUGUGCGUGUUGGAAAGAGUGACAUUUUUACCAUUCCACAUUUUUCAUAUUUUCUCCAUUUCUGGCUCCUGCAGUCAGACUGCCUUUUUUAUGUUAAAUGCUCAUGUAUUUGGAUGCCGCCUUGCAUUUUAGUCCCAUCAGGGUCCAGUUUACAGCUGAAGAGUUUUGUUCCAAAUUUAUGUAUCCAGUAUAAAGAAAAAUAAACUAAGCAACAAAUGCUUUUACAAGGAACAACAUAAAGGGACAGUUACAUUUUUUUUAAAUGGGGAUUUAAUCAGUGAGUAAAAAAAUAAACAUUAUUGUCUUAUUUCUUGUACUUACCACUUUAAACAACCUCAGUUUGAAGAUAUAGAGUGUAGUUCUGACUGGACUGAUGAGCUAACAGCCAGGAAGUAUAUUGCUAGCAGCACAUUUAAACUAACACUAUUUUAUAAASCUUUACRUUGCCAUUAUUUGCACACUAGAARUAUUAGUUAUUCCAUUAGAAAUAUUGAAAAUAGUGACAGCUGUGGCUAGCUAUGUGUAGCUAGCUGCAGCUAACUGCAGCUUUGUUUGCCGAGAUACAGAAAAGUCUAAGUAAACGAUUGUGCAGACAUGUCAAGUUGUACGGAUUGUUCAUAAAUUUGCAUGUAUACAAAUGUAUAGAGAAAAUCUUGUUGUUUUUUUCAAAAACUUUGAUUCAAAUUUAUUUCAGUUUCAGAGCUGACACUGUUAUGUCCGCCCCCAAGAAUCCACCCCAAACCCCCUCAACCCAUGCUAUAUUGUUUGAGAGUACUAUGGAUUUUUUUCUGAAAAUUACAAAAUUCUAAUGGUCAAGAUACAGAUAAUCAUCCGAAGGGUUUGACAUGUCUAACUGUGUAGUGUAAAAUACAUAGAAAUAUUAUGGUUAUACGGCAGCAAUCCACAUUGAAUUAAGUCAGCUGUUACCUCGUCGGUUCCAUCAGAUUAACUCUAGUUCUUCAACUUGAGGUUGUUCGAAAAGUAAUCUACAGGUAAGAUAUUAAUGACUGCACUGACCACAACUUAAAAAUAUCUCAAGUAUUUUUAAAAUAACAUCAUUAUGUUAGCACAUAUAAAGUUGAAUAAAUGUUCAGRAUGAUGGCAGAUGAUCAUAACUGCUCAUAUUUAAAAUUGAACUUUUUUAUCUUCUGAAUGGAUGYGGGACAUUUUGGAGAAGAACCCUUCAUUGAACCUAUACGAGUUACUGAUCUGGUCAUGUUUCUGCUUCAGCAGCAUAACUUCCAUGUGCUGAAAAGGGACCGUUUGACCUUUUGAGAAACACCUUUUUUUUGCGUACCUGCACGCUGAUUGAAUUUAAACCAUUUUCAUCUGUACGAUGAAUGACUAAAUAAACAUAAACSUAUUUUGUCUCCAGUUUAAAAAAGUAUGCUAUCCAACUAAAUAAAAAUUAAGAAUAAUUUCUCAAAAUGUCAAACUAUUUCUUUUAAUCUAGAUUAUAUUUUCCCAACCUUUUCAUUUCUGAGCCUGUUUUGGGUACAGAAGCAUGAAAAAAUAAUUUUAAACAACUAAAUUGAACCAAAACAAAAAAGAAGUGCAUUGUCACAGAUUAUAUUGUUUUAAAUAAAGUAUUUAUCAUGUAUGCCAUGUACUACAGUAUAUAAAAAUAUACUGGGAAAUGUGUGUUAUAGAGCAUCUUUCAGCAGUUUAACUGAGAUCCCAUUACAGCACUUCCAAAAUGAAAAUAAAGACCUUCUUCCUCUUGUUAAAUAAAAAAGUGAAGCACUUUAAAGUAUGUUCAGGGAGUGAUUUAAAGGAGAAAAAUGUUUAGUUUGGAAGGGAAUGUAGAGGAAAUACCAGACUGAGGAUUUAUGACUUCCAAACCAGUUAGUUUUUUUUUUUUUUUAACUGAGAUCUUUUUAAAAUUGAUCCCAAAUAAACGGUCAGAUCUCAGCAGGACUGACCAACACACUUCCACGUUUAUUUUCAGAGCAGGAAAAGGGAAAUGUGCUUUUACUGAGUGCCUGCAGAGAGUGUUAAUGACUAAUACGGUCAGAAGAGUAGAAAAAGCUUCAGGACUGGAUCGCUGCUGUGUGUGUGUGUGUGUUUGUGUUUGUGCUUUAUUACGUUUAAAGAGGGCACAGAGUAAUAAUAGGGCAUAAAGCUGGAGAUCUGAAUGUUAAAUGACACGUUUAGCAGGCAUCGCUUUUACAAUCCAGAUUUUCUCUGGCACAUUAGAGUGGGGUUGUGCUUUGUGUUUAUGAUGAAGGUGAAAAAAAUGACAGAAAUGUUUUUUUUUGUUGUUUUUCACAAAGUGUUUUUUAUUAUUAUUAUUAUUUAUGUUAUACAAACAUUCUCAGUGGUUUAAGGAGUGAUGAAUGCUUGAUGACGGUGGCUAAACUUUGAAAAACUUUAAGAUUUUCAUAGUCGAGAUUUGAUUAAAAACAAUGUUCACAAAUAUGCAAAAGAGUUUAGACGUCCCAUGUUUCUCAUUGUUCUAAUCUGGGCUACAAUCUGUUCCUGUUUUUUUUUUUUUUAUUAUCAUUCUGUUUGUUUUCUAGCCUGUUCUCUCACAGUCAGCCUUUGUGGGAAAAAUGAUUGUAUGGUUACUCUUGCUGUCGUGUGAACCCGAUGACCUGAAGGUUUUGGAUUUUGUGACGGUCCUGCUUCACUGAGCGUUGGCGUUUGCCUUCCUGUCACAGAGCUGGUGGGACUGCGGCGCCCACCGUGCAGCUCACUGCUAUAACAGCCUUUGUACGGCUGAUCAGGAACCCCUCACAACCUCCUGAAAAUCACCGCUGAUCAAACACAAAUGCUCUUCUUCAAGUGUGUCUUCAGAAAACGUGUACUGCUGUUUUUUCUUUGGAGAAAAAAAAUCUACUGUAUGUUUCUUUUUUUUCUUCCCUUUUUUUUAAGAAAAUGUUUUCAUGUCUAGACUUUUAGUGAAAUUCAUACACGAUAAAUAUACUGUAAGUAUAUGUUGUGUAUAUCUGCAGUGUGCACACGAACACGCUGACAACAGAAUCCGGCCUGCGCUGUGCGCAGGUCUUUGACUUGAUUUUGCCUCACAGGAGCUGAAGAGAGAUGUGGCUUUCAGGUUCAUGUGAAAGUGGAGGCUGGAAGUAUGAAUAAAGAAAAAAAAAUUACAAACAAA